CCUCUAUCAGUUUCACUAAUGCAUAAGAAGUCAUUAACCAUAAUUGUUAAUAAAGCACCACCACAUGUCACGAAAGAGCACCACCGUGUUUUAGCAUUCCAUACCGCCCCUACACGAGAAAAAGAUUCAAGAAAACGUGUCGUUAUUACCGGGAUGGGUGUGGUCUCAGUGCUUGGAAAUGAUGUUGAUAUAUUCCACCAGAGACUCUUAGCAGGGGAGAACGGGAUAACUUUAAUAGAUAAAUUCGAUACUUCAAACCUUCCAACAACGUUUGGGGGUCAGAUUCGUGAUUUCUGCUCAAAUGUGUACAUUGAAGGCAAAAAUGACCAAAGAGUUGAUGAUAGUCAUAGGUACUGCAUUAUUGCUGGAAGAAAAGCUCUUGAAGAUGCCGGUCUUGGUGUUUGUGAACGCUCCAAGAUUGAUAAAGAGCGCGCAGGUGUACUUGUUGGAACAGGAUUUGGAGGUCUAUCCUCAUAUUCUGAUACUGUGGAGUCUUUCAUAGAGAGUGGUUGUAGGAAAAGAAAAUAUGUUUUCUCACCUUAUGUUAUCAACACCGCUCCGGCCUUACUUGCUAUUGAUAUUGGCUUUAUGGGACCAAACUACGCGAUAUCAGCUGCUUGUGCAACAUCCAACUAUUGCUUGUGUGCUGCUGCAAAUCAUAUCCGUGAAGGAGAGGCGGAUUUGAUGAUUUCUGGUGGCGUGGAAGCAUCAUUUGUUCCAUUCGGAGUGGCAUCUCUUGCAGCCACUACAGCAGUCUCAAGAAGAAACCAUGAUCACCAGACGGCUUCAAGACCAUGGGACAAAGAUAGAGAUGGCUUUGUCAUUGGGGAAGGUGCUGGAGUUUUGAUAAUGGAGAGUUUAGAACAUGCAAUGAGAAGGGAUGCACCAAUACUUGCUGAAUACCUUGGAGGUGCAGCAAAUUGUGAUGCAUAUCAUAUAACAAAUCCACAACCCGAUGGGUUUGGUGUUUCAUCUUGUAUCCAGAGCAGUCUUUUGGAUGCUGGUGUGUCUAUAGAGGAGGUAAACUAUAUUAAUGCUCACGCAACUUCGACGGUGGCUGGGGAUGUGGCUGAGGCUAAGGCCAUCAAUAAUGUAUUCAAGAAUACAAAAGAACUUAAAGUCAAUGCCACAAAGUCCAUAAUUGGACACUGUUUGGCAGCAGCAGGAAGUAUAGAAGCAAUUGCUACAAUCAAAGCAAUACAAACAGGAUGGUUGCAUCCUACCAUUAAUCAAUUUAACUUAGAACCCCAAGUAGAAUUUGACACUGUUGCAAUCACAAAGCAACAAUAUGAAAUCAAUGUUGCAAUUUCAAAUUCAUUUGGUUUUGGUGGACACAACUCUGUUGUAGCAUUCUCAGCAUUCAAAGGGUGAUAUGAUCAACAAGAGCUCCAUAAAUUUCAUUUCAUAUCUAGCCAUUGAAUAGCCCAUGGGUUACAUGUUUUUUGUAUACUAGUAUUUAAUCUUAUUCGUCGUUUCUAUAUUAAGGUGUUUUGG
Molecule: messenger RNA, 1494 nt
Organism: Erigeron canadensis
Lineage: Eukaryota; Viridiplantae; Streptophyta; Magnoliopsida; Asterales; Asteraceae
Product: 3-oxoacyl-[acyl-carrier-protein] synthase I, chloroplastic-like
Exons: 7
Coding region: 19-1371 (450 amino acids)
Biological process (GO): fatty acid biosynthetic process
Molecular function (GO): 3-oxoacyl-[acyl-carrier-protein] synthase activity
Source: RefSeq, a predicted model, not a curated record